This is a messenger RNA of Rotaria socialis, 2073 nucleotides long. The record is from the annotation of a GenBank genome assembly. NCBI's taxonomy places the organism in Eukaryota, Metazoa, Rotifera, Eurotatoria, Philodinida, Philodinidae.
AUGCAUUCUACACAAAAGAAAAGAAAGAUACAAAAAGCACAAUGCUGCACGACGACAAAUAAGAUCAGAGAAAAAGAAGUUUUUUUCUCUCGUUUUUCAACACCAACACAAAACAAAUUAUCCUUGGCUGAAGUGAAUUUGAAAAUCAUUAUUGAAGAUGAAUAUACUUGUUUACAUGAUAAUCAUCAAUUUAGCAAUGACAACAAUCAUUCUUUUAUUGAAAAUACAUCAGAAGAACUAAAUCAAGGAAAUGAUUAUGAAAUAUCUAUUAUAUCAAAUGAUGCUCAUGCUGGAACACCAUUAACAGAAAAGGCACAAUCAGAUGAUGAAGAUUGUGUCUCGCUAGAAAAAGUACCUUUACACGAUUAUACUAUUGAUUCAACUUAUGAUUAUUGUGAAGCAUUCACCAUCGUUGCACGCCACGCAAAUUUAUCUAAAAAAAGUACAAACGAUUUUUUAUCUUUGAUUAAAUCUGGGCUUCCGAUUCCAAAUAAUAUGCCAACGACAGAACAGGAACUUUUACUGUUGCUUGGCGUUAAUGAAUUAUUUACAAAGCGAACUCUAUGUUUAUUGUGUUAUAAUGAAUUUAGUUAUGACAAUAAAUUUUGUCCACAGCGUUGUUCAACCGAUAGAAGUUCAAUUGCUUGCAUAUAUGACAGUAAUGUUGAAUUAAUCAUACAAAAAAUUAUAGCACGACAAUCAUCAAAUUUUAAUGAGCAUAAAAAAAAUAUUUACAAUAAUACUGAUUAUGAAAAAACAAAAGAUAUUCCAUUUGGAACUCUUUACCAAUAUGUUUUGAAGCAAAAUGGCUACCAAGAUUUAAUCAGCUUGUUGUUGCACGCAGACGGUAUUGGCAUUACAAGUUCAACCAAAUUGAAAAUGUGGAUGUUAAGUGGUUCAAUUGUAGAAUUACCAGCAAAACUGCGUUCUCGUCAAUGUAAUAUGGUCAUCAUAUCUAUUUGGAUAGCAUAUAUCGAACCACCUGCGAAAUUAUGGCUGAAUUACUCUGUAAAUAAAUUGCAAAUAAUAAAAGAUCAAGGUAUUGAUAUUUUGAACGUGAAUCACAAGCUGAUAAUAUUCGGAAUUACAGGUGACUGUCCUGCUUCAAGUUUAAUCAUAAAUUUUAUCAACCACAAUGGAUAUUUCAGUUGUUGGCUUUGUUUUAUUGAAGGUGAACACAUGAAUAAAAAACGCCAAUAUCGUUAUGACACAGUACGUUUGCGAACAACGGAUCAAUAUUUUAAAUUAUCAAAGAAAGCUGAACUUACACAAUCAAAUAUACGUGGUCAUUUAGGCGAAAGUGUGCUUAAUAACAUAUUGGAUGUUGAGUUUCCUGAAGCAAUCGUGUUGGAUUACUUACACGUAUCUCUUUUAGGUCAUGCUAAAUUAAUUAUUUUAUCUGUUUAUAAGCAGCUGAAGCCAGCACAACGUAAAGAAUUAAAUUCUUAUUUGCGCAAUCAAUUCUUUCCUCGUAAGUUAGUCCCACUUGAUCCGAUUAUACUUGUCUUUCAUAUUUUUUCGAAUACAUAUUUUUUCUGGUUUUACAUAGACUUCUUCAACAGAAAGUUACGAUCAAUUGAUAAUUUUGGUUUUGUGAAAGCCACCGAAGUCAGCAACGUUUUAUUUUAUGGUUUAUUGCCACAUCUAAUUUCAUUUAUGCAAAUUGAACAAUAUUCUCAUUUAGCAUUAUAUGUGUGUGCUAUGCGUUUACUACACAGUGGUGAUGUUUUUGAUGAUAAAACAAGUGAAGUUGCUGAUCAAUUAUUUACCGAAUUUUACAAAGACCACGAAUUGUUCUACAAGACCUCACAAAGUUUAAAAUUGCAUUUACAUGCUCAUUUUGCAUCUUUAUAUGAAACGCAUGGAUCGUUAUGCAACCUUGGAUGUUUCGGUCAAGAAUCUUUUAUUGGCUCUGUUAGCAGCAAUCACCAUGGAACGCAGUUCUAUGGUGAUUCUAUUACCCACUUUUACAACAUUGACUUUGCAAUUCAAGAUAAAAAAAAGGAAAGACAAAACUUAAUGGACCUUAUGAUCAAGCGUCCACAUCGGCAAGUGAUUAUGACUAUUUAUUGA